Penicillium vulpinum is the source of this 492-nucleotide messenger RNA. RefSeq lists its product as uncharacterized. NCBI's taxonomy places the organism in Eukaryota, Fungi, Ascomycota, Eurotiomycetes, Eurotiales, Aspergillaceae. The transcript has a single exon. Bases 1 to 492 code for a protein of 163 amino acids. The record is from RefSeq and is a predicted model, not a curated record.
AUGCCCCCCUCCGCCUCCACCAAUGGAGUCUCCUCCACCCCCGAUGCCCUCGAAUCCGACCUACUCGUCAAGCUGUCCGCCAGCUGCGCACUCGAAGAUCUGCAGGAAAAUCUCCUCGGCUCCCUCCACCGCUUGGGCUGGACCGACAAAGUCACCACCCUCGCCACAGAACUCCUCCGCGCCGGCCGCUGUGAGACCUUCGACGAUGUGAUGGCAGCAGUACUCGCUUCGGCAGAGGGCCGAAGCCACCCCGCACUAGGGUCCAAGAGCGCGAACGGUGAAACUACAAACGGAACGAAAGAUACCAACGGUAUCAGGAAAGGCAACAAACCCAAAGAUCACCAACCUUACGACCCUCUGAAGUACAUUGAAGAAAUCGACAUCCGUAUUCCGGAGACGGUAGUCGACGAGGGUGUUCGUGGAUUGAAGGAUAUUAUACGAGAAGUGGCCGACUUGGAAGGCGAGAGUGCGCCCAACGGCGAUAAGAAAUAA